This is a messenger RNA of Pseudomyrmex gracilis, 1420 nucleotides long. RefSeq names its product putative beta-carotene-binding protein. The record is from RefSeq and is a predicted model, not a curated record. Bases 92 to 820 code for a protein of 242 amino acids. NCBI's taxonomy places the organism in Eukaryota, Metazoa, Arthropoda, Insecta, Hymenoptera, Formicidae. The transcript has 3 exons.
ACUCGCGUUCUCUGCAAAACUGUUACAAACGAUCGUGGCCAGCCUUGUUAGUUCGCAUUAUAUACUUACAAAGAUUAAUACCUGGUGAAACAUGUUUAUAGCGUUUUUUAUAUCGGUAUUUGUAGCUGCACAUGUAGCCGCAGAAAUUCCUUCUUACAUUCAUGUGUGCAACUACAAUGACCCGAAGCUUAUUCAGUGUAUUCUGGACAACGUCGAAAAUUUGAAGCACAAGAUUUGUGAAGGAAUUCCUGAACUGGAUAUCCCAGCGAAUGACCCGAUGAUGAUCGACAAACUUACCCUCGUCGACUCGCACAACACGCAAAUGUUUAUGAGAAACAUUAACAUAACGGGGCUGUGCGAUUACGUUAUCAAGCAAUUUUCCUUCGAUAUCGAUAAGAAUCACUUUGACGUUGAGCUCGUGUUCAACAAGAUCAAAAUGAACGGCACGUAUGACAUCAACUUGCGUAUAUUGGUGCCAAUUAAGCAGGGGGGAGAUGUCUACAUUACUACAGAUAACGUAGAAGCUACGGUUAACAUGGACAUGAAGGUGGUGAAUAAUCGCGGUAAGAGAUAUCUGUAUAUGUCGAAGAUGAAGAUCAACAUCGACAUCAAGGACUACGACGCUACGUACAAUUUGCAAGGAUCAGAAUUGAACCGAUUGCAAGAGAUCAUCGAUAACUUCAUAGGAAACAAUAAGGAAGAGAUCAUUAAAGUCUUUAAACCGGCGUUGGAAAAAACGGUCUCCCAAAUAGUUCUAUCCGUAGCCAACGAUAUAGUUAAGCACUUCACCUAUGAGGAGCUCUUCCCCGGACGUCCAUAAAGUGUUUCUACGGCUCUAAGGAUAUUUGCAGUAAGAUUGCGUAUUUAAGAUAGUCUCUCGAUUUUAUUUAUGUAGACCACGCGUGUGUAUUUAAGCAAGUGAGACUGUUUUAUUUUGCAAUAAACAACUGUAAAUAUCUUUUAAAUAAUUCCGUGAUUAAGAUUAAUUUUCACGAUCAAACAAUGAAUGUAAAACGAUACAUAUAUAUAAGAUCUCUAUUAUUAUUUAAAAUAAUACAUAUGUAUAUGUAUAAAUUUUGUUUAUUGUAAACGGUACGUUAAUUGUUUAGUAUAGAUUUGUAUAUUUUAUUAUUAAAACAUAUAUAUUUAGUAAAAUUAAUGCGACGCAAAUGUAUGUAAAAAAUUGCAAUGUGUUACGUAACAAGUUCAAAACUUCUUUUUUAAUAAGUACGCAGAUUUUAAUAAAUUAGGAUUCCAGUAGUUUUAUACUUUAAUUCGAUCGUUAAGAGAAUACUGGAUGCCAACUAUAGAGACGUGUAAAUCGACGUUAUUUUUAGAAACCUAAAUUUUUGUAAUUUCUAUUUUUUUACUGCAUUACGUGAAAAGACUUUCUUUUUACAAAAGCAAAUAAAUAUAAAAC